AUGUCUUAAACCGAAUUGAUCAACACUAAUGAAUCAAGAGACUCUUAAACCUUACUCAUAAAACCUAUACUGAAAUCAUCUUAAUAGAAAAUAAACCAAGCACUCCCAAGAUUGGAUUGGGCUGGGAAUGAAAUAAUGAAAGGAGGAUCUCAUAAAAUUGCCUUUGCUAGUUAAUAGACCACACCAAGAACUUUCAUGGACAUUCUGUCAGAAGAACAAUAUAAUUAAGACAAUUAAGUUGAUGAAGAUUAUAAUGAAAUGUUGAACUGUUAAAAAGUAAAGAACAAGACUAAAUUUCAACCAGAACUAAGCGAAUAGUCUAAUUGCUGUUUUAUUUAUUGA
Molecule: messenger RNA, 342 nt
Organism: Paramecium octaurelia
Lineage: Eukaryota; Ciliophora; Oligohymenophorea; Peniculida; Parameciidae
Source: the annotation of a GenBank genome assembly